Messenger RNA from Prunus persica (peach), 1664 nucleotides. RefSeq names its product F-box/LRR-repeat protein At3g48880. The record is from RefSeq and is a predicted model, not a curated record. NCBI's taxonomy places the organism in Eukaryota, Viridiplantae, Streptophyta, Magnoliopsida, Rosales, Rosaceae. The transcript is spliced from 3 exons. Bases 545 to 1480 code for a protein of 311 amino acids.
UAUGGCCUUGCUUGCUUUGGUAAUUCCUUCUUAGCUUUAGCUCAGGAGUCCCUUGCUUUUGAAAACAAAGGUCCUACUUGCUUUUCCAAAAGGAAAUACUAUAUUAUGUUGCCUCUAUUAUUGCUGGACUAGUUUCCAAAUAUUAUUUUUUUUUUGGUGAAUUCGAUUAAAAACCCAUAAAGGGAAGUAAGGAGAAGCUUAAAUAAGGAUGAUUUCUUUGGUGAUAGGACUAUUAUGGCCUUGCUUGUUUUGGUAACUCCUUCUUAGCUUUUAGCUUAGCAGAUGGUGCCAAAGAGUCUCUUGCUUUUUUUCUUUUUUUUUUAAAGGGCCCUACUUGCUUUUCCAAACGGAAAUACUAGAAUUGAUUCCUCGUGAAGUAGUUGCCUCUAUAUUAUUGCUGGACUAGUAACUAGUUUCCUACUUUUUUGUUGUUGGAAUGCAGAAAGUGCUUGUUGAAUGAACAAUUAUCCAACACUCCAUCAAUUAAUUCUCUUGUUUGUUCUUAUUAUAUAGGAAAAGGAUUACCAUAUGAUUGUUUUCCCAGAUGGACGAACGAAGAUGGGAGGACUUACAAAUGGACUGCUUGGUCAAAGUGUUGGUGAAAGUUGGACUGGAGUCACUGCUUUUGGAUGUCCCUUUUGUGUGCAAGUCAUGGUACAUGCCGACCCUCAAUCCUUCAUGCUGGCAAUCUCUCAUUUUCCCGGACAACGAAUGUAUUGAAGUCUGGCCUUGGGAUGUGUCUGAAUGUCCAAAUUUUCAAAAUCUUAUGGACAGAUUUGCGAGUGAGUAUCAAAUUGAUGGGGAUCGUUGCUCUGUCACCGCUUUUCUAAAGUUUGUGAUCAAUCGGAGCAGCGGAAAUGCUACUGUGCUCAAGCUUCCCAAAUGCUGCACAGUAGAAGCCUUUGAAUUUGCUGCAAAUGCGUGUCCUGGCCUUGUGACUUUGAGUUUACCAGGAGAUGUAUUGGACAACAAACACACAAACCUAGAGCUGAUUGGCAAUUGGAAAAAUUUGGAGGUGUUAUCAUUGGGUUCAUGCUUAAAUUUGGCGAAAAUACUUGUAAUUAUACAAACACAUUGCAAGAAUUUGUAUGGUUUAGAUUUGUCCAAAGGCUCUGUUCAUGGACGUGAGGCAUUGUCAAUUGUGAAGUUGGUGCCUAAUAUCAAGUACUUAAAUUUGAAGGGUGCAAAAGUAAGACGGGAUAGUCUUGUCACGUUGCUGUGCGGAUGCAAAGAUCUAGUGAUGUUGGACGCCAGAGAUUGUUCUGGUUUCAAUGAGAACGACGAUGAAUUAUCAAAGCUUGCGUCUCAUAUUAGUAAAUUUAUGUGCGAGGGUUCUGAAUUUCCUGAAUUUCUUUGUGGUAUGGACAAUUUUGUUCUUCCUGUUGUUGGAUACUCAUUUCAACAACUUGUGGAGGAGAAUUGGGAUGAAAUGCUCAAUGAUUUGCGCGAUGCGUUCAACGAUUUGAGUGACGAGGAAUGAAGAACUAUUUGAUUGUACUAAGUAAUAUCUCAUCUUUUUUAUAUUUACAACGUUACAGAGCAAUUGUGUGUGUUGAGUGUGGUGUGGUGUUCAUCUUGUGUUUUUGGACAUUGUUACUCUAAUGAGGGCUUGUUAUAAGUUCCUAUCUUGAUUUAAUUAUAAGAUGUUUGCUUAAUUGGGAAAA